CGGUUUGGACUCUGUGCUUACACAUCCCAGGGUCGGGACAUCAACCUGGAUGUGAACCGGAUACUGGGUUACCGGCACUUCUGCAACAAGCUUUGGAAUGCCACCAAGUUUGCCCUCCGUGGCUUUGGGAAGGAUUUUGUGCCUUCACCAUCCUCUGAGCCUGGAGGCCAUGAGAGUCUGGUGGACCGCUGGAUCCGCAGCCGGCUGACCGAGGCUGUUAGGCUCAGCAAUGAAGGUUUCCAGGCCUAUGAUUUCCCAGCUGUCACCACUGCCCAGUACAGCUUCUGGCUCUAUGAGCUCUGUGAUGUUUACUUGGAGUGCCUAAAACCUGUACUGAAUGGAGUGGACCAGAUAGCAGCUGAGAGUGCCCGUCAGACCCUCUAUACCUGCCUGGACGUCGGCCUACGGCUGCUUUCACCCUUCAUGCCCUUUGUGACAGAGGAGCUGUUCCAGAGGCUGCCCCGGCGGACACCACAAGCUCCUGCUAGCCUCUGUGUUACCCCCUACCCAGAGCCUGCAGAGUGCUCUUGGAAGGACCCUGAGGCAGAAGCUGCCCUUGAACUGGCACUAAGCAUCACUCGAGCUGUGCGCUCCCUGCGUGCCGACUAUAACCUGACCCGGAUCCGGCCUGACUGUUUUCUGGAAGUAGCUGAUGAGGCCACAGGUGCCCAGGCAUCGGCAGUAUCCGGCUACGUGCAGACGCUGGCUAGUGCGGGUGUGGUGGCUGUCCUGGCCCUGGGGGCUUCUGCACCACAGGGCUGUGCUGUGGCCCUGGCCUCUGACCGCUGCUCCAUCCACCUGCAGCUGCAGGGGCUAGUAGACCCAGCCCGGGAGCUUGGCAAGCUGCAGGCCAAACGAGGUGAGGUGCAGCGGCAGGCUCAGCGGCUGCAGGAACGCCGCACUGCCUCAGGCUACUCUGUCAAGGUGCCCCUAGAAGUCCAGGAGGCAGACGAAGCAAAGCUGCAACAGACAGAGGCAGAGCUCAGGAAGGUGGAUGAGGCUAUUGCCCUAUUCCAGAAGAUGCUGUGACAUACCCAACUCCAACCCUCACAACCCCAGUGGUCCACCAUGGGGAUGGCAGCAAUAAAAUAUUU
Molecule: messenger RNA, 1094 nt
Organism: Castor canadensis (American beaver)
Lineage: Eukaryota; Metazoa; Chordata; Mammalia; Rodentia; Castoridae
Source: RefSeq, a predicted model, not a curated record